Messenger RNA from Nothobranchius furzeri (turquoise killifish), 5054 nucleotides. It is a transcript of the gene tfap4, whose product is annotated as transcription factor AP-4 (activating enhancer binding protein 4). NCBI's taxonomy places the organism in Eukaryota, Metazoa, Chordata, Actinopteri, Cyprinodontiformes, Nothobranchiidae. The record is from RefSeq and is a predicted model, not a curated record. Gene Ontology annotation, molecular function: protein dimerization activity; DNA-binding transcription factor activity, RNA polymerase II-specific; RNA polymerase II cis-regulatory region sequence-specific DNA binding. Gene Ontology annotation, cellular component: nucleus. Gene Ontology annotation, biological process: regulation of transcription by RNA polymerase II.
GGAAUAUAUGGCAACAUGCAUGGUCUGAUCUGUUAUUGUGUACGCGGCUCACUCACGGGCAGCUGCGGGCGGUAAUUAACACUAAACACCGGGAUCACAUCACCGCCGAGUCCGCGGGGAUCCCUGCUCCGGCAGCGGGAUCUUCGGUUCGUUAUUUCGCACAUUUGCUCGUGAAAUCGGUGCAUUUUGUGGCUAACAAACAUAAACCACGUGGUCCCGUGCACACCACGCCGCUACUCCGCUCUAGAGCGCAUACCCUCGAAAUAUUCAUCCAAAAACUAGCUCACACACAACUAAACGUGUUGCGAUUUGCGCACUGACAUAUAAUAUAGCUCUUUGUUGCGUGGUUUUGUUUUAAAUGAUGCGUGGUUGUCGUGAACGCUUGUGACUGUUGGCGAUUAGGCUCAAAGGAGCCGAAGUUAUUGUGGGUAGUGCGGCCAUGCUUGUGGCUUGUGCUUAAAAGUGAUGACGGCUCUGCUGUUCGUCUCGUUUUAUAGCGUCAUCUUAUCGCUCGGUACUUAAGCUCAAGUGAGCAGCUGUUGUCACGUUGACCCUCAGCUGGAGUUGUGGUAGUUACAAGAGUGUUUCUGUGUCUAAUUUGCGCUGCCGAGCCGCCUCCACUGCGUCUUUUCAUCCCGCACCUCAGCCAUGCUGCCUGCCUGCCGCAUUGUUGUAAUGGCGGAGAGCACGAAGUCGGCUCUGAGCACAGCGGACUGCUCGGGCUCAGCGGAGGGCUCGCCUGGGCGUGUGGAGAGACACGCUGCUUACUGCGGGUUCGGUACAUGAUUUUUUAGGUGUUCGCGGAGAGGCAGAAGAUCAAACGUGGUGUUUUUAUCAAGGGGGUGUGUGUGUGUGUGUCGCGGAAGGCCCGUCUAUGCUUUCCGCAGCAGCCCUGUUGGAAGGAUGGAGGGAGGCGGCGGAGGGAUCUACCAUCUGUUUCUGCUGGUGGCACCAGGGCAUCAUGGGAAAUAGAGUUUAAUUCACUUGGCCCCAAAUCUUCGGCUUCUGAGAUUUGGUUCAGAACUGCCUUUUUCCAGUAAUAACAUUUAUUCAACUCGAACGUAUUUUAAACACGUGUUACAAGAGUCAAAAUGCGAAAACUGACAGGGUAAAAACAAAAAGUAUCCCAAAAGUUUAAAUCUUUCAACGAUUAACCUUUUAAACGGGACCAUGCUGUAAUUAAUCAUGAUAUUUUCACCUUGUUUCCAUUCAAAGAAAUGUUUAAAUUAGGCUAUUUUGUCCUGACAGAUCAUGAUAUUAUUUUUUUUUUCAUAUUUAUUUCAAGCCCACCAAAAAGUUGGAUUCACUUUGAUAGCUUUUUUUUUUGUUGCCAUUUUUAGAAAAUAUUUAACUAUUUCAAUCCAAUAUAACAAAUUAUAGACCUUCAUUGUACAUUUUUGAAACUCUUAAGUUUUUACUGAAGUUGUGCUUUAGUUACGUUUGUGUACUUGUAUGAACAACAGGGGCCAGAGGUAGCUUACAGCAGCUGGUUAAUUACCUGCAUGAUGUUACCCAAUGGAUGGGGUCCAACUUCCUUUCUUUAAAUGAGGCAAAAACUGUAAUAAUAGUUUUUACUCUAAAUGACCGCCAGCCCCAUGGAUUGGACCUUUCAUCCUUUCUCCCCUACGAGAAGUCCGUCAUACCGGAUCUGGGUGUCAAGAUAGACUCUGGUCUACGAUUUGAUAGUCAGUCUGGCCAACAUUCCUCUGACCCCAGAAACCGCCCGGGACCAAGAGAGGCGCAUCCGUCGAGAGAUCGCCAACAGCAACGAGCGUCGGCGUAUGCAGAGCAUCAACGCCGGCUUCCAGUCGCUUAAAACGCUCAUCCCACACAGCGAUGGAGAAAAGCUCAGCAAGGCUGCCAUCCUGCAACAGACAACAGAGUACAUUUUCACUCUGGAGCAGGAGAAGACGCGACUAUUGCAGCAGAACAGUCAGCUCAAACGAAUCAUACAGGAGUUAAGUGGCUCUUCCCCGAAAAGGAGGCGAGCGGAGGAGAAAGAUGAGGGUAUUGGCUCACCAGACAUCCUGGAAGAGGAGAAGACGGAGGACUUAAGGAGGGAGAUGAUUGAGCUGAGGCAGCAGCUGGAAAAGGAGCGCUCAGUCAGAAUGAUGCUGGAAGAUCAGAUGCGUUCUCUGGACGCUCAGUUGUACCCGGAGAAGCUGAAAGUGAUCACUCAGCAGCUCCAGGAGCAGCAGGUCCAGGCACAGACUCUGAUUCGUUUGCAGCAGCAGCAGAAACAGCUGGAACAGGACAUUACUCCAGCGCACAGCCCUCAGGUGUUGGCUCCCGCUACUCCACCUGCACCCACACAUCACGCAACAGUCAUCGUUCCUGCGCCUGUUCAGACUCCCCAGCCCCAUCAUGUUACCGUGGUAACCAUGGGUCCAACAUCAGUUAUCAAUUCAGCAUCCACAUCUCGACAAAACCUGGACACCAUCGUUCAAGCGAUCCAGCACAUUGAGGGUACCCAAGGGAAGGGCUUUGAGGAAGAGCAGCGAAGGGCGGUUAUCGUCAGCUCGGGGCGCGUCCUCUCUGAUGCAGCGGGCUCUGAUACAGCCUCAAACAGCGACGGGCCUGAUGACUGUUCACUGCCUUGAGUUUGCCCCUGACAUCUCGUGGAUCGCACACCCGCAUACACUCGUAAACACAAAAGGCCUGAGAAGACCAACGCAAAGGGAGGCUGCCGAGUCGUUCUGUGGACGUUAACAGGACUGGUAGUCGGAUUGAAGCACUCGUUCUUAGUUUCUUUUAUACUUUUUUAUUUUUACUGUCUUCUGCCUUCCAGUACUCACCAGGCCUGCUGUGCUGGGCGGCCCGUAUAGGUAUACACUCAGAUGUGCUGUCUCGUCUGCAUAUUUCUCUGCUUAUCUCUAACUCCGGCUCACUAACCCACUCUCACAAUCUCAUUCUCUUCAUGAAUUUAUAUAAAGAAUAUUAGAGCUACUACAUUGGUGACCGAUUUUAGAAAUGUUCUGUCAAACUUCAACUAUUUGCUAAACAUCUUUAUUAGCUACCAGGACUGUUGUGUUGUUGGGGUCCUGAGGCCGGCCACGUGACUGAUCAAAAGAACAAAACCUCGGCGGCGUGCUGUCGGCGGAGACGCGUACUUCUGACGACAGGACGUUCUUGUUAGCCUGAGACCCAUCUGAGCUGUUGGAAAGACACUGAGUUCACGAGACUGAUCCUAACGUUCCAUCUUUCAAGCUUCAUGUUGAAAGAGAUGUGUUAUUUUACUGUCGAGUUGUAUUUUUCAUACUUUUAUUAGGCCCUGCCAGAAAGCUAAAAACAGAACCAGGAGGAAGUAAAAGCUGUUUCAUGACUCGCUGGUGCUCACGUGAAAUAAGCACUUACUGGUUCACAACUUUAUUUUCAGUUUGUUUGUUUCUGCUACUGCUGGGCUGGGUUCCCAGUUAUCCCAUUGGUGUAUUUGGCACGUUCUUCCUUAACUUGUUGCCUAACAAAAAAAAAACAAAACAUAACUUCAUAGAUGUUUCUGAAAAUCCUCCCCUUCUGUGUCCGAUAGCACCUGGCUGGUCAAUAAGCUAACCUGUGGGCCGUACAACAGGUGUGUGUGUGUGUGUGUGUGUCUUGGUGUUUUGAAGCUGCAGGCCUUAGUGGUGCCCCAGACUCUGGAAGUCUCCAACAGCACCACUUCUGCCUUGAAAUGUAAGACUUUCUCAUACAAAUACGAUAUACAAUCACUUGUUUGCUCGAUCAAUAGAGCUUGUUUUUGUUUACCCCCUCCCUCGGUGUAGUGCUUGGUCUCACCUUUGGGACAUCUAUCAAAGCAGAAUGUGCUGAAGAAUGAGGAAAUGUUUCCUGUGAGUAACUGGAUAGAUUACAGCCACUCUAUGCAUCUCCUGGCGUUGCUCGCGUCGCUUUGUCUGCUUCAUCGUGCUUUUUACAUGAUUUUGCUUGAGUUUUGCGCUUUGACCAGGAAGUCUGGAUGCAGCGGAGAGGGGCUGCAGCUCGUCUUAUUCACAGCCCCACAGCUGCAGGGAGACCAGCCUUAACAGCCCCGGGGAGUUAAGAGAAGUAAGACUUCAUCCAGGUCUUUAGGAGGCUGCUGGUUCUCUAGAAACAUCCAGGGGUGUUCCAAUAUUUACUGCUAGUUAUCAUACCCAAUUCUCUUACUUUAGUUCUAUUUUCACGCCUCAGACAUGAACGGUCUACAAACAAUACUAAAAGGAUCCUGAGAGCUGUUUGGCAGGAGUGUUAAAAUGCUGGUUGGGUUUACGUGUAGUUUUUAAACCGUUGGAGCUCUGCGGGGUGUGAGUCGUAAAGCCAGAGAUGUGGAGAUGUUUUCCAACUCGACAUUCCAUAAAUUUGUAUUCAGGUUUUCCAGUAAGGAGGCAAUAAAACGGGCCUCUUCAGUAACGGUUACACCCCUCCCACGUCGCCGCUGGAGAGACGGUGUGCUUAACUAACUGAUCACUCCUCAUCGUGACGUUUGUCGUGGAAUGACCCUUUAAAACCGUUGACGUCAGCUGCACCGAGACCAGCGUCUCCGUUAGAGUUUCCGCUUUUCGAAGAGCGUCUUCUCGUUCUGCAUCUGAAACUUUUAUGCUGAUUUCGAGAAUGGUUCGUUUCCAUUUGCUCCGUCUUGUUUUUACCUUUUUUUUUUUUUUGCAUCGCAGUUUGUUAUGAGGACAUAUCAGAAUAGCGGGGAGGGCCUAGAGGUGAAGGUUACGAAGCACUUACUGUAAUAUACUGAGUGGAGUUUGCUUCUUGUGUGUAAAGGAGCAUCUCCUCAGCUGAAGCUCUUGAGGUCAGAGGAGUAAAGCCCCAUCUCUUCUGUCAACCAUCAUAUCUUCUUUUGCAUAUUUUAUCCUAUCUUUAUGUGUCGUCUUUACAUUUUCCCAGACAUUUUGCAGUUAUGUUUCUUCUCUCCUGUAAAUUUUUCUCCUCCGUUCCUUGUUUUGUUAUUAGACCUGUCGGUGCAUACAGUCAUCAAGAAGCUAUUGUUUUGUUUUUCUAAAGAAAAGUUUUGGGGAUAAAGAGGCUUGUGCCUUUGUAAAGACAGAAUAAUAAAGUUUGUACUUUGUUUUUUA